Molecule: messenger RNA, 2400 nt
Organism: Habropoda laboriosa
Lineage: Eukaryota; Metazoa; Arthropoda; Insecta; Hymenoptera; Apidae
Gene: Nopp140
Product: nucleolin 1-like
Exons: 4
Coding region: 82-2307 (741 amino acids)
Cellular component (GO): nucleolus; nucleoplasm
Source: RefSeq, a predicted model, not a curated record
UGUGUUCGUAAGAACGGAUAUUGUAGGACAGUGGUCUAUCCAAUUGCGGCUAAUUUUUCAAGCUCUUUACACGCUUCCAUCAUGGCAUCCGCCGAAGAUCAAAGUGUUUCUGCCCUUGUGUACGACUAUUUAUUAAAAAAAGACGCAUCUUUGGCAAAGGUUUUUCAGAAGAAAACAAAGGCGCCCACACUACCUAAGGGAGCGCCGACGAUUCAAGAAGUGUUUCAGUAUUUUCAGAAAUCGUCCCCGAAAAAAUUAAACGUAAAAGCACAAAAUAAAGAUAGUAGUUCUGAUUCUAGUUCAGAUAGUGAGGAUGAAACACCAAAAAAGGUUCCACAGUUAAACGGUAAAGCUGCAGUUAAUGCUCAAGCAAAUAGUAAGACAAAAAAAUCAUCCUCAGAGGAUUCCUCUAGUGAGGAUGAAAAACCAGCACCAAAAGUAGCUACACAAGUUAACAUUGCUGUUAAAACACCAUCUAAAGCACAACCUGUAAAGAGGAAAGAAAGUUCAGAUGAUAGUUCUUCAGAAGAGGAAGAUAAGACACCAAAAGUACAAUCAAAAGCAUCUGUACAAACAGUCAAACCACCUCAAGUAUCUAAAGCCCAGACAUCUUCGGAUGAUUCUGACUCAGAUAGUGAGAAAAUGUCUAAAGCAAAUGUAGUCACCAAAUCGAUUGCUAAAUCAGCCACAACACCUCAGCCUAAGGCUGCUGCUAAGAAAAAAUCUUCCAGUGAUGAUAGUAGUGACAGUGAAGAUGAAAGUCCUGUUAAACCAAUAUUAAAGAAACCUAUCACACCUGCAGUAAAGGUUCCAGCAAAGAAAGAAGAAUCUAGCGACGAUUCAGAUGAUUCCUCUGAAGAAGAGAACACUAAACCACAGCCAGCACCUAAAGCUAAGCAACAGCAAACACCUAAAGCUGCUAAACCAACUGCACCACCAACUAAAGCUGCUAAGAAACGAAAAUCUUCAAGCGAAGAUUCCGAUGAUUCUUCAGAAGAGGAAACUGUUGCAAAACCACCAGCAAAGCAAACUCCUAAAGCCCAAGAGAAGAAAAAACCUGCACCUGUAACUCCACAAAAGAAAGAAGCAGUAGUAAAACCUGGAAAGCAAAGUAAAGCUAUACCAGCAAAACCAACAGUUACAGUCACAAAGGAAGAUUCAUCUAGCGAAGAUAGCAGUGAGGAUGAGCCACCAGCCAAAAAGCCUGCUCCUACACCAACAUCAACACUGGUAGCCUCAAAGAAAGCUCAUGCUAAGAAGGAAGAAUCUUCUUCCAGCGAAGAUAGCAGUGACGAGGAUGAACCAGCUCCAAAAAAACCUGCUCCUGCUAAAUUAGUAACACCAGCUAAAGUUGUUGCUCCCAAGAAAGCUGAGUCUUCUAGCGAAGAUUCCGACGAUUCUGACGACGAUAAAAAUCCAACUUCAAAAGUAGCAGCAAAACCUGUGGCAAAACAAAAAUCUAGUUCUGACGAUUCGGAUGAUUCUGAUGAUGAAAAAACAGUUAAAACACAGGCAGCAACACUACAGGUGAAGGCUACUGGCAAGAAAGAGUCAUCCAGCGAGGACUCCGAUUCGUCAGAAAGUGAAAAAUUAAAAACAAUACCUGCAGCUAAAAGCACACCAAAAUCGACACCAGCUAAAAAAGACUCAGAUUCAGAUGAAAGUGAUUCUGACGAGGAAAAACAACAGAAAGAAGUACCUCCACCAAAACCUCACAAGAGUGAAAAGAGGAAACACAAAGAUGUAGAACAGGAACAGGAGGAGGAUGAAGAGAAAACUCCUGCAAAAGUACAGAAAAACAACUACAGCAAUUUCGUGAAGGCAAACAACAGUUUCAACGGUGACAAGGAGGACGAUCAGGAACAGGGUGGUUUUAGGAAACACGGUGGAAGGGGUGGUGGCGGUCGCGGUGGUGGCGGAGGUCGCGGAGGUGGUUUCAGAGGGGGGCGCGGCGGGUUCGGUGAUAGAGGGCCUAGAGGUGAUAGAGGGCCUAGGGGUGAUAGAGGAGGAGAUAGAGGCGAUAGGGGUGACAGAGGCGAUCGUGGAGGUGGCAGAGGUGGUUUCAGGAGCGGUCGUGGAGGUGGCAGAGGAGGUUUUGAUAACAGAAAGUCGUGGGGUGGGAACGACAGGAACAAUGAUAACGAAGGUGGAUUUAGAAGGUCAUGGGGUAACAAUGAAAGGGGGGGCGGUGGCCACGGUGGCGGUUUCAGAGGGGGUAGAGGAGGAGGAGGAGGUGGUGGUUUCGAAAAAAAGAGAUCAUUCGAUAACGCGCAGUCGCAAAAUAAAAAAAUUACGUUCGAUGAUUGAUGAUGAGAAGUUUGUAUAAAGAGAGGUGCCCGUGGCUCUUGGGGAGAGAAAGCGAAUAUGGACCUCAAGCACACGAGAGGAAAGUCUUUUCGU